AUGGCCGAACAUAUUAAAGAUCUCAUCGCUUCCGGAGUCACGGUGGUAAUUGAUCGAUACUACUAUUCAGGAUGUGUAUAUUCUGCUGCGAAGCAGAAUCCUACCAUGGAUCUGGCAUGGUGUAGACAUAUGGAAGUUGGAUUGCCAAGGCCGGAUCUAUGUUUGUUUUUGGAUGUGAAGGCGGAGGAGGCGGAGAGGAGGGGAGGCUUUGGGAAUGAGAGGUACGAGAAGAAGGAAUUGCAAGAUCGUGUGAGAGGGCUUUUUGGAGAGAUGAGGAUCCAUGAGGAUGAGUGCGAGGAUAUCGUAAUUGUGGAUGCGGGAUCGAGUGUAGAGAAUGUGGAGAAGGAGAUUCAGACCGUGGUCAAAGAGAGAUUUGGAGACGAAAGGCAUUCAGAAGGUCCUUUGAGAUUUAUAAGGCCUUGGUGA
Messenger RNA from Lecanosticta acicola, 426 nucleotides. The record is from the annotation of a GenBank genome assembly. Lineage: Eukaryota; Fungi; Ascomycota; Dothideomycetes; Mycosphaerellales; Mycosphaerellaceae.